Bipolaris victoriae FI3 is the source of this 945-nucleotide messenger RNA. RefSeq lists its product as hypothetical. The record is from RefSeq and is a predicted model, not a curated record. Bases 1 to 945 code for a protein of 314 amino acids. The transcript is spliced from 3 exons. Lineage: Eukaryota; Fungi; Ascomycota; Dothideomycetes; Pleosporales; Pleosporaceae.
AUGGCGGACCCAAUCAGCGCAGUAUCGGCCAUCAUUACGCUCGUUACCUUCGGUAUCAAGUCGAGCUCUACGCUGUACCAGACCCUCAAAGAACUCAACAAUCAUCAAAAAUAUGUGAGAGAGCUGAAAGCAGAAUUAGAUGUGCUGAGUCUAGUGUUAGCGUCUCUACACCAGGCUAUCCUGGAUGAUGAGGCAGACUUCACACUUCUAAAGCUUCCUCUCUUCAGAUGUGGAUGUGCUUGUAUAGAAUUCAACAUGGUUGUGAAAGAUGCUACUAAGCAAUUUUAUGGUUCUCUGGCAAGUUUUCGAGACUGGGCAAAACUGAAAUAUAUGGGUGACGACAUCGAUAAUUUCACAGAUUCACUAGCAGCAUACAAGUCAACAAUCAAUAUCGCGCUCACAGACUCUUCUGUUGCUCUGGAGCGUCUUGGAGAUUACAAGGAUCUUAUCACAACAGCAAAGAACGAUCUUGAGGCGCGACUCGAAACGAUCGAUGAAAAGCUCCAAUCUUUAGUAGAGCGCACUAUGUCAAGCUCGGCAACACCAGAGCUUCAAAGAUUGAAGGAGGAGCGCUCAAGCACGCAAAAAUGCCUUCUGAUUUGCGCUCAGUUCUCCACGCUCAUCCAGCAGCUUCAAUCAUCAUCAGCAAAGGAUUUUCCCCAAGGCGUAGACAGCAUACCUGAGAAGAUCACGAGCGAUAGCAUUCGAGAAUGCAGAAUUACUAUGGAGCAAACAAAUAUAAGAUCCCUUGCAAAAUUGCGCGAAGAAUGGACAAGUACUCGUAAAUGCAGAGAUAUUUGUUCCCAAGCAGAACAAAAUUUAAAAGAAAACGUAAGCGUUAUCGACAACUACGCUACAGGCAACGAAGCCGUGCAAUUUCUAGUAUCAAACAGCCAAAAGAUAAUACAUGGCAAGAACCGUGGACACGGGGACUAUAUCAAAUAA